GCGGCGCAGGGCGGUUUUAGUCACUCCCACCUGUGUCGGUAUCGCACGACCACGUGGUAUCCGCGCCCCGGUUUACCUCAGUCUGUUGACGACGGCACCUCUCUACUGUCGUCAUCACCGUCGUCGGCGAAGACGCCUCCACCACCACCGCUACCACCAUCACCAACAUCGUUAUCAUCACCCACCCGCGCUCUCAGUGUCAAACAGACGACGCGUCUGUUGAUGACGAGUGUCUGUCACGCGAGAAGUUCGAGAGGAGAGAUCUCCCUUCGCGAUCAGCGUUUUUAUUAAUUGAUAUCACGCCCAUCAAGAUACCCUGUAAUCUUUCGAGAGGUUUUUCGCGUCGGUGUUUUUCGUCUUCUUCUUUCGCAUAUUAAUCAACUGUCAUUUGCUCGACGUCACGUGCCAUUAGCGAAAACUCGCGAUACGACUCGGAAUCGACACGACCCCGUUGUCGUCCUCGUCGCCGAGGAGGCCCGACCCUCGAAAUACGAGGGCAUCGCCCGCAAAGAGAGAAGGUGACAGACCUUCUGGCCUACUCGAGGAUGCCACCGUCUCCUCAUCGUCGACGACGACGUGGAUGUAUACGCUUCUCGAUGAGGGGGGUCUACUAUCAGACAGCGGAAGCGGUGGCAUCAUCGAGAAUGACAAUACGACGGUGGUGGCCGCAGGCGAUGGCGCCUGCGUGAACGAUCGCAUUCUCCAUUAUCAUCCUCAGCACCCUCAGCAGCAUCCCCAUCAACAGCAGCAUUCGCCGACGGAGCCGGAGCUGCACGAUCUCUUGCAAUUUCGCGGGACCACGACUGGGUCGGGACGGGAGGAGAUGGUGGCCCAGGAAAUGGCACAGGGAUACACGCAGCUCCUGCAUUCGGCGACGAUUCAGGAACCGCAGGAGUUCAUCUCGCUGCAGGAGUUACAGCCGCGCAUUCAUCAUCAGGAUACCUGUGCGCAAAUCGUCUCGUCCUCCACCUCUCAGCUCUAUCAUCAGCAGCGACAGCAACGGAACGACGAUCAACAGCCACGGAAUUAUUAUAAUCUCUCGUCCGUGCAGGAAAGUUCGUGCUCCACGGUUUAUUUCGGCGAGAUAAACACGGGUUCCGGGGUGGGAGAGCUAACCACCGCCUCGGCGGGGGGUGGUGGCGAAGGUCUCGCCCCGACUCCAACCCCCGCCAACAGCAGCAGCAGCAACAGCAGUGGCAGUAGCGUCAGUACCACCACCACCACCACCCCCAACAGCCUGAGCACCGCUACAACUACCACUACCACUUCCACUACCAGCAUCCUGCAGGUUGCAACGGGGGCUGAACCGCCCCGGCACAUGGAGACACCCCCGACGAUGGUCCCCGACCAGCAGGCACCCGCCUCCGGCCAUUACUAUCACCAGCAUCAUCACCAUCAUCAUCAUCAUCAUCACCGGCAUCACCAUAGUACGUCCACGACUAGCCAUCAACCGACCACCAACACCUCGGAUGAAUUUGCGCCGAUCUCUAGGAAGCGGAAACUUUCUUGCCACGCUGGAAGCGAUCUCCUGGACGAUCUGGGAGACGACGCCAAAUCUGUUCGCACAAAUGAUGAUAGUAAAAAGCAGAACCACAGUGAAAUUGAAAAACGCAGGAGAGACAAGAUGAACACGUACAUCACCGAGCUGUCAGCGAUGGUGCCAAUGUGUCACGCGAUGUCUCGAAAGCUGGAUAAGUUGACCGUGCUGCGAAUGGCGGUGCAGCACCUCAAAACCAUUCUCGGUGCGGUUACCUCAUACACGGAGGGUCACUACAAACCUGCGUUUCUCAGCGAUCAGGAACUCAAAACGCUCAUACUUCAAGUCGCGGAGGGCUUUGUCUUCGUAGUGGGCUGCGAUCGUGGAAGAAUCCUCUACGUUUCCGAAUCCGUCUCGCAGACCCUCAAUUAUUCUCAGAGUGACUUGUUGGGUCAAAGCUGGUUCGACAUUCUACAUCCGAAGGAUGUCGCCAAGGUAAAGGAGCAGCUUUCAUCUUCCGAUCUCAGUCCGAGGGAGCGAUUAAUCGAUGCAAAAACGAUGUUACCGGUGAAAACUGAUGUGCCCCAGGGCGUAUCACGACUUUGUCCUGGCGCGCGAAGAUCCUUCUUCUGUCGGAUGAAACGUAAAGUCGAUGGAGUCCGUUGUGGCGAGAUGCAAGUGAAAGAGGAAGUCGACACUACCACUGGCUGUCACAGGCGGAAAAAGCAACAAAACGUAGAUCGGAAAUAUUGCGUGAUUCAAUGCACGGGUUAUCUAAAAUCUUGGGCGCCCGCGAAAAUCGGUCUCGAAGAGCAGGAGGGCGAGAUCGACGGUGAAAUUUGCAAUUUGUCCUGCCUGGUCGCGGUCGGUCGGGUCCAAAUGGCGAUAUCGACGACUGCAUUGCCGUCGAGGAAGCCUCAUUUGAGACCCAUACAGUUCAUCUCACGACACGCGAUGGAUGGCAAAUUUCUGUUCGUGGACCAAAGAGCUACUCCAGUAUUGGGAUUUCUACCUCAGGAACUGCUGGGCACUAGUAUGUACGAAUACUAUCAUCAUAACGAUAUUCCUCAUCUAGCAGAGUCUCACAAAGCCGCGUUGCAGACCUCUGAGCGUGUUACCACGCAGUUCUACAGGUUCAGAAGUAAAGAUGCGAAUUUUGUCAGACUGCAAUCCGAGUGGAAAUCUUUCAGAAAUCCAUGGACCAAAGAUAUCGAAUAUUUAAUCGCCAAGAAUUCUGCUAUCUUUUGCGAUACGCGUCCGAUUGGAAAUAAUGGAUCCGGGAAUUCGAGCGUGCAGGACAACUACGAUUAUUUCACGCAGAGUAAUGGUGGAUUAGAGAGAUUGAUCUCGAGCCACGUGGAGGUAAGUAAAAUCGGUCGGCAGAUAGCGGAAGAGGUACUGGACCUACAAAGACGCGGGGAAGACUCUUCCUCGGGUAGUAGUCCUGGUCCAGCUGCGACAGAGCCCGCUUUAUUAAAUGCAGAGUCGCAAAUCACGACGACGGCAUCGCCGGAGAGGGUAUCCGACGUGUCCCAGCCAGGCGGUAUUGGCAACGACAAUUGCAGCAGCAAUCCUACGUCAACGUUCAACCACGUAGCGAACAACGUGCAGCUCAACAGCAUCGCGAAUGACCAAGGAGCGUCACCAGACGAGGACAUGAUGGACAUGAUUGGUGGCACCACGAUUAAUGAAUCGCCAAAUCCGAUCCCGUCUGACGGCAACGACGAGGCAGCGAUGGCAGUCAUUAUGAGUCUGCUAGAGGCAGACGCGGGCCUAGGUGGUCCAGUGGACUUUUCCGGAUUGCCCUGGCCGUUACCAUAGUGUUGUGUGCAUAAUACGUAUAAUGAGAUGCAUCUUGGUUGAACAAAAUGUUCGAAACGAGACUUGGUGCUAAAAAAUGGUGCUUGUAAUAAGAACUAUAAAUUAAAUUAAACAAACUGUGUAGUUUCUAAACGGAAUUAUCGCGACCGACUCAAUUAACGACAUUCUUUCAAUGAAGAAAAAAUAAUCGUGGAUUCAUACAAUUAUGUUUAUAGCUAUCUUUCGUCGUAAAUUUUUUUGCAAAAGGAAUGUUCGUACAGCGAGGUAAUUUGUGGUAGUAAGCAAGGGCGAAUACUGAGAUGAAACUCCACAUCAAAAAGUAUAUAAUGGUGAUAAUAGUGCAGACAAUAUCGUGCGAAUAAUAAUUACUUUAGUGACAAAUUGACAUUAUACGUAUAAAUACGUAUUAUAGGCACGUGUGUACAUACGCGUAUAAUAUAACGUUUGAAUGUACCUAAUUAAAUUGUAAGAAUAUAUAUGUAUAUCUGUUCGGAAGAAUAUCUCUCUGUUCUGAAGAGGCUUUUAUUUCACCGAAUGAAAUGCGCGCAAUUUUUUAAGCAGUUCUUUCCAAAAAUUUGGAAAAUAUUGACCACCAGAAUAUGAGAUUCGCCGAGAUAUGUGCGCGCGUCGCGGUUGCUCGCGCUUAGUUAAUGCGACGUGUUAUUGUAAAAAUAAAUAUGAACAUUUAUACUUUGAUAUAUAUGCAUUUAUAUGAUUUAUGUGCACAAAUAAUAGAUUGGAAAAUUAUAAAAGAUAUUGUUUUGUAACGUGGAGAAAUGAGCAAUGCUCAUCGCGCAAGCAAUCGCUUGUUAUUUUCGACAUUCUUUGUUUUAUGUUGUUAUAUUAGAAUGAUGCCGAAAAUAUUGAUGUGUGAACUGAACAAAGAUCACUGUUUAAUAGAUCGUAGUUAAGUUUCAUACUUUUCCAUUGUUUUGUUACUGAAAAAGAAGAUAGGAACAGCAAUUAGCUUCUCAAAGUUUGUGAUUUUUAUUAAACUAUAUAUAAUAUUUUUCUCUCGAGUAAUAUAAUGUUGACUAUCAAUGAAAGAAAUGGAAGGAUAAAAUACAAUCAUGAAGUACAAACAAUCUCGAAAAUAAAACUUAAACUCAAUGAAUGUAUAGGAUAAGAAAUUUUUUUAUUCGUUAUGCAAAUCGUUUUCCAGAUUUUAGGGCUAGAAACGCAAUAUCUGUCGGAAAAUUUAAUUUAUAUUUAUAACAUUAAUCUCCUGAGGAAUAAAGUAUAAGCUUCUAAUGCCUCAAUUUUAUUUUAUUUUGCCAUGACGUAUGAAUUUCAAAUCAACAAGUAUAUCAUAAUGAUACAUUUAUAAAAAAACGCGAAUGUGUGUGUUAAGGUAAUAUAAGAAUUCUAAUGUAAAUAAUAUAACAUUCUGCUGUAAUUUAUUGUCCAACAUUAAAAAAAGAUAAAUAUUUACAUCUUGA
Messenger RNA from Cataglyphis hispanica, 4737 nucleotides. RefSeq names its product protein cycle (gene cyc). Gene Ontology annotation, biological process: regulation of transcription by RNA polymerase II. Gene Ontology annotation, cellular component: transcription regulator complex; cytoplasm; aryl hydrocarbon receptor complex. The coding region runs from base 581 to 3298 and encodes 905 amino acids. The transcript has 15 exons. NCBI's taxonomy places the organism in Eukaryota, Metazoa, Arthropoda, Insecta, Hymenoptera, Formicidae. The record is from RefSeq and is a predicted model, not a curated record. Gene Ontology annotation, molecular function: RNA polymerase II cis-regulatory region sequence-specific DNA binding; protein dimerization activity; DNA-binding transcription factor activity, RNA polymerase II-specific.